UUUUACUUUACAUGUUCAAAUACUAAUUAUCUGUAUUUUAUAUUUUGAAAAUUAAAUUGAAUUCGCCAUAUUUGUUAAUCUAAAUAUUAUAAUUUGAGAGAUUAUUUAAGGGUUUUUCUAUGUUUGCAUUGGACAAUAAUUGGGUAUUUAAUAGAUGAUUGUCGAAUUAAUUAUAAUUAGUAUUGCGGGGAUAGAACUGAAAACCAGAUUUCUAAUCAUUAAUUAUGAUGAUAAUGGAAAAGUUAGAGCUGAAAUUAGUUGAAUUAAUUCAUUACCUAUGCUAAUUAGUGUUGUAUGGGAUAAUAACUAUGAUUCGAUCAUGAUGACAAUGUGAUGCAUGAUGUUUAUACAUGUAGAAACUAUGAUUACGUAUUUACUAUUCUUAUUACAAGAUUGAUUUAACCAUAUAUACAUUACUAGUUUGGAAAAAGAUUACUACUGCAAUACUAUAAAUGGGGGGUUAUUAUGAUUAUAUGUUUCUUUAGCAAGUUUUUGGACACCUGCCAAAUUCAGUGGACAUUGCUCGUAUUUACAUUUUUCUUAAACACAACCUAUUAAAUAACAGUUUACUAUUAAGUGCUCACAAGAUUCCAGAUCAUACAGUAGAAUUUUAUUGAGUCUUGGAUUGAUUAUUGUUAAUAUUUCAUAUAUAGAAUGGCAUCCGAUGAUUAUAAUAGAGCCAAUUGGAAGGAUCCUGUUUUAGUUAAAUUUUUUUUGGACUUAUGCAUUGAACAAGUGAGUGAUGCUGGAAAACAAGGGAGUAGUUUAAAGAAAGAUUCCUGGCUAAAAAUUACUUGAGACAAAAAUAUACUAUAUGGCCGAAUAUAGUAGGAAAAAGCGGACAUGGAUUCGAUCCUGUAACAAAUACAGUUAAUUGGAGUUCUGAAGAAUGGGAUGAAUAUAUAAAGAGAGUUCCGGACGCAAAACAAUUUCGAUAUGUUGGAUUGCAAUAUGGGGAUGAGAUGAAAUCAUUGUUUGAUGGUAUAACAGCAACUGGUAAAGAUGGUUGGGGUCCUUCUAGAGAAACUAUGCCUGAAACGGUUAAUUUAGAUGACGUAGAACCUUCAUUUGCUAAUGAACCAACGCCAGUAAAUCUAGAGUCACCUAUUGAUGUUGAUCUUGAUUCACCCAAUUCAGCCGGAUUUCUUGAAAAGAAAAAUGGAAAACGUCAUAAAAAAGGUAAAGUUGAUGAUAUUGACGAACAAUUGAUGGCCGUUCUCAAAACUCUAGGUGAGUCUGAUGGACCUACAAUUGAAGAGUGCAAUAUGAAAUUGGAUGAGAUGAUGACAUUGACAAUGGAUGAUCCUUUAUAUGUUAUUGCUUGUAGUAUCUUUUGUGAAAGUAAGGCAUAUCGAGAGCAAUGGUUGAUUCUUUCAAAGAAGUCUGAAGACGUUAGAAUUAAUUGGAUAAAGAUAGUUGCUAAAAAAUUAGGAUUACUUUGAAUGUUCAACGUGUAG
Molecule: messenger RNA, 1457 nt
Organism: Mercurialis annua (annual mercury)
Lineage: Eukaryota; Viridiplantae; Streptophyta; Magnoliopsida; Malpighiales; Euphorbiaceae
Exons: 2
Coding region: 963-1442 (159 amino acids)
Source: RefSeq, a predicted model, not a curated record